AUGGGGAGUGAGUUUGAGAUAAGUAUGAUAGGAGAAUUAAAUUUCUUCCUGGGACUUCAAGUGAAGCAAUCUCAAAAGGGAACAAUGAUAAGUCAGCAGAAGUACAUCAAGGAGCUGCUAAAAAGGUUUGACAUGGAAACAUCAAAACUUAUUGACACUCCUAUUCCCACAGCUACUCGUCUAGACAUGGAUGAACCUGGUUCUCCUGUAAAUCAGACCAUAUAUAGAGGGAUCAUAGGGUCACUCUUGUAUCUCACUACAAGCAGACCAGAUAUUAUGUUCAACAUGGGCCUUUGUGCAAGGAUAUCUGGUGGACUGGCAAAGCACGUCUGGAAUGGCACAUUUCCUGGGUUUAUGUAA
Messenger RNA from Nicotiana tabacum (common tobacco), 360 nucleotides. NCBI's taxonomy places the organism in Eukaryota, Viridiplantae, Streptophyta, Magnoliopsida, Solanales, Solanaceae. The record is from RefSeq and is a predicted model, not a curated record.